This is a messenger RNA of Magallana angulata, 1572 nucleotides long. RefSeq lists its product as uncharacterized. Bases 95 to 1495 code for a protein of 466 amino acids. Gene Ontology annotation, cellular component: extracellular region. The record is from RefSeq and is a predicted model, not a curated record. The transcript has 9 exons. Lineage: Eukaryota; Metazoa; Mollusca; Bivalvia; Ostreida; Ostreidae.
UCCGUCAUAUCUAAGUGGUUAACUUGGUGUUUAUGCUUUGGGUGAUACAUUGUGUAUAUGUCUAUGUAUGGCGAAAACAUAUAUAAAAUUGUAAAUGCAUUCUAGUGGUUUCCGAGUACAAGUACGACAAACAGGAAUUCCAAAUCAGAGAGACGAUCAACCAUUCACUGAUGAGGUGAUCCGCUGUCAUAAUGACUACAGACAGAAACAUGGAGCACAACCGCUAAGACAUUCACCCGAGUUGUCCACGCAGGCGCAGAGAUGGGCGGAAGUGUUGGCUCAAACGAACACGUUCAAGCACAGCAGUGCCUCCAUCCGGGGAGAGAGUCUCGGAGAAAACAUCGCAAUGAAAUGGUCUUCUCUUCCCCAAGAUACAUACUCGGGUCAAGAGGUCACUGACCAGUGGUACAGUGAAAUAAAGUUGUACAGGUUUGGCGGAGAACCCCGGAAUCUGUCCGCAGGACAUUUCACACAAGUUGUCUGGAAAGGAAGUCGGGAAAUCGGAGUAGGAAAAGCGCGAUCCAAGGAUGGGAAAAUCUUGGUGGUGGCCAAUUACCGGCCGGCUGGUAACGUGAUUGGUAGAUUCUCAGAAAAUGUCCCUGCGCCCUCUGAUCGGGGGAUUCCACGCCGACUGGCGGGUAGUGGACCAAGCAUUCAAAAGGAAAGAACGCCUCUAACGUUCAAUUCACAUACAUCUGACAUUCCAAGAAAAAAAAUGGAGUCCAAGUCUACAAGGACGUUCACAGAAACCACCGGAAGUGGUGCCAACAAAGUUACGAAGACCGUUGUAGAGGAAACCAUCAUCAAAGCAGAUGGGUCAAAGGUCACCAACCGGAAAGAAACGAUAACUCGUGGUGAACAGGGCGGAGCUAGCGCCUCUGGACCAAUGAUGUUAGAGAGGGGGAGGGAGAAGGAAAAAGACGACAAAAAGGAUAAGGGGAGUGGGGUGUUAGGGAUUUUUAAGAGCAAGGAUAAGAAGAGAGACUCGUCCAGUUCAAGUUCAGGGUCGUCUCAAGAGCGGUCCAAGAAACCGCAGUCCAUCAAAGCAUUUAUCGACGAAUGUGUCAAGGUCCACAAUAAGUACAGGAAAAAGCAUGGAGUCUCAUCCCUCAGUCACGCCAAGGAUUUGAGUGCAUUUGCUCAAAAGUGGGCGGAACACCUUGCAGCCUCAAAUUCAUUUCAACACAGCGACUGCAUGCACAAAGGGGACCGACUGGGGGAGAACAUCGCUUGUAAAUGGUCCUCCUCAGGGGGAGAUUACUCGGGAAAGGAGGUAUGCGACCAGUGGUACAGCGAGAUCAGUAAACACGAUUUUAAAAUCGAACCAAGAUCAACGGGGACAGGUCAUUUUACUCAAAUGGUAUGGAAAGGAAGUAAAGAAAUUGGAGUGGGAAAGGCCAAAACCUCUGGGGGUAAGGUGAUUGUGGUGGCGAGUUACCGACCCGCAGGGAACCUCGUGGGAUCCUACAAGGAAAAUGUCAACCCCCCAAAGUAGCUUUCAUGUAUAUACAAUGUCAUAUAUUUUGUUAUCGUUAUAUAUAAUACACUAAUAAAAUAUGCAACAUCCCUUUA